Molecule: messenger RNA, 2121 nt
Organism: Cadophora gregata
Lineage: Eukaryota; Fungi; Ascomycota; Leotiomycetes; Helotiales; Ploettnerulaceae
Exons: 3
Coding region: 1-2121 (706 amino acids)
Biological process (GO): regulation of DNA-templated transcription; DNA-templated transcription
Cellular component (GO): nucleus
Molecular function (GO): zinc ion binding; DNA binding; DNA-binding transcription factor activity, RNA polymerase II-specific
Source: RefSeq, a predicted model, not a curated record
AUGCCGGAGCCAGUCCCUGCGCCUUUUACCAGUGUUUUUCGUACUUUGGAAACCCAGAACCAAAAGCUCAGGCGAAAUCGUCCGAGUGUAUCCUGCACAGCUUGUCAGAAGCGAAAGCUACGCUGCGACAGACGCCAGCCAUGCAGUGCAUGCGAGAAGAGAGGCCAUCAAGCGGCAUGCAGCUUUAGACCAUCUAGAUCUAAUGGAGACAGUAUCAACAAUGAUGUUACUAAGCAGGAUGUGCUUUCUCGACUUUCUAAACUCGAGGACAUGGUGAGAGAGUUUGCCGACGGUUCCGGUGAAGAUGGUACUAAAGGGGUGCCUGCUCCUAAGGGUUGGCAUGCAAAAGACACGGCAAAUGCCUUGCCUCACGACUAUGAAGCUGAUGAUGCCACCGUUUACUAUGGCUCAACCUCGUGGGCUGCUCUCGUGGAGAGCAUCCACGACAUUCAGUCUGUCCUGGAGUCUGAUUUCCAUCACCAACCUGUUUUCCAAGAGCAUGACGUUGUCUUCGGGGAUGUAGCUCCCGUAAACAUUGGUGUCAUUGUUAGCUGUAUGCCUCCUCAAACGGAGGCUGACAGGCUUGUCUCCGCCUGUUUUGGCUCUCAGCUCGUGGCAAUGCCGUUCCUUCACGAGCAUCACUUUCAAAGACAAUAUGAGGCGUUCUGGGAAUCGCCAAGUUCAACAAGUAUUCUAUGGAUCAGCAUUCUCUUCUCCGUCUUUAGUAUUGGCGCCACGAUAUCUCUGACCAAAGAAAAGUCUAUGGUGCCUCCUACUUCCAUGUUUGUUCCCGAGUACCAUGGAUACACGGAAAUGGCGGCACGAUGUCUUCUUUCUGGCCAAUACAACCAAGCUAAGAUAUAUUCCGUCGAAGCUAUACUGGCACACAUAUGUUCUCGAAGUCUUUCGGCAGACAACUCGCAUUCGGACUCCAUCUUGUGGUCAUUACAUGGACUAGCUGUGAGAAUCGGUCAAAGGCGAGGCUAUCACCGGAACCCACAGAUUGCAAAACGGCAGAACACCCCCUUCAACACUGAAAUGAGGCGAAGAGCUUGGUUUUCCAUCCGUUCCUUCGAUCUUGCGUUUUCCUCUCAACACGGAUUGCCGCCUAUAGUUCAUGAAGAGGAUUGUGAUGUGAACAUUCCAAGACAUUUGAUGGAUGGUGAUUUUGAUGAAAGCUGCGUCGAACUACCACCCGAACGAUCCUCGACUGACCCAACUCCUAUGCUGUUCUACGUACAGAAAGCAAAGCUAUUCCCGACCUUUGAUCGGAUCAGCCGCCGUGCUUUGGGAGUCAAACCAUCGACAGCUGAGCUAGUUAUGGAGCUCUCGGCAGCGCUGGAUACGUGGCAUGAGUCCAUUCCACCUUGCCUAGCAUACCAGCCGAUCAUUUCAGCCGCUCCUGCCGAUACCAACUGCACCAUUAUGCACCGGAUCUUGCUUGAACUGAUGUAUCUCAGGUCCAAAGGCUUCCUGCAUUGCCCUUACCUCGUUUGCACCAAAGGCCUGUGUCGCGAGCCCGCUAGGUCAAUGGACCUUUGCCGUGACGCAGCGAUGCAGAUCCUACAUAUCCAGCUCCAGGUCGAUCAAGCAACAUUACCCGGCGGAAAACUAUAUGAUGAUAGGCAGAUAAUCUUGAAGUUGACGCUAGAAGAUUUCUUGAACGCUACCAUAUUCCUAGGAGUCGAUUUGACGCAGACAAAGGACAUAAGUUUUGAUGAGCGACAAGCCCGGAUUGGUGCCGUACGGACAAGCUAUGAUAUCUGGCUCAAAAGUUCGCAUGAAUCUAGCGAUGCAAAGUUUGCAUGUCGAACCCUGCAGGCGAUUCUACAACAGAUUAAUCCCUCCUUCCAGAGCGAGGUGCCUUUGGGCGGUCAUUCAUCAACAGUUUCUCGCCACAGCGGCACAGAUGAAUCAUCUGGAGCGAUCUUCGAGACGAAUGGAACAAUUGACCACAUGGGGGAUGAGGAUUUCUUCUCGGAGCAGGAUAAAGACUUUGAGGACUUCCCGUCCUUUGGUUCUCUUGUUGCUGGCAUGGAGCCGUAUAGCUGGAACUCGAUUGCUCAGCUUCACCAGAACGCAUGGAUGGACGUAGCAUUCCCAAGUAACAGGCAAUAUUAA